Lentinula edodes (shiitake mushroom) is the source of this 765-nucleotide messenger RNA. RefSeq names its product HAD-like domain-containing protein. The transcript is spliced from 5 exons. Gene Ontology annotation, molecular function: phosphatase activity. The record is from RefSeq and is a predicted model, not a curated record. Bases 1 to 765 code for a protein of 254 amino acids. Lineage: Eukaryota; Fungi; Basidiomycota; Agaricomycetes; Agaricales; Omphalotaceae.
AUGUCCUUCUCAAAGGGAAUAGAAUAUGUGCUCUUUGAUAUGGAUGGUUUAAUGAUUGACUCUGAAAAAAUAUACACUGACGUUACUAACGAAAUACUGGCUAAGUAUGGUAAAGAAAUGACAUGGGAUAUCAAAGCUGGCUGUAUGGGCAAACCUGAAAAAGAAGCUGCACUAUAUCUACUCUCAUUCUUCCCUGAAAUAUCGCUCCGACUAGAAGACUAUCUAACUCAACGCAAUACUCUACAAGAUCUUGCUUGGCCGACAGUUCCUCUCCUCCCAGGCGUACGGAAACUCGUUCUUCAUCUCAAGAAACACAACAUUCCCAUAGCUGUUGCCACCGGUUCGCGUAGAAGGAAUUACGAAAUGAAGACCAGCCAUCUUAGUGAAGUUUUUGGUUGCUUUGAAGGCAAUGUCGUCUGCGGUGAUGAUCCGAGGUCUGGUAUGAGGUCAAAGCCGGAUCCAGAUAUCUUUUUGGUUGCAGCAAAAGAGACCCUUGGCAGGGACGUUGGACCCUUGAAAGGCGAGGAUGAAAAAGGUGUAGAGGUGACUGACGCGCAAAGGAUAGAAAGAGGAAAGGGUUUGGUAUUGGAGGAUGGAUUGCCGGGGAUGCAAGCAGGAAAAAGAGCGGGAAUGGCUGUUGUAUGGGUUCCGGAUGCCAAUCUUUUGGAUGUGAACUACUCGGGCAAUGAAAAGGCGGAUCAGAUUUUGAAAUCGCUGGAAGAUUUCGUACCGGAGGAAUGGGGAUUACCACCAUAUGAUCCAUAG